Molecule: messenger RNA, 798 nt
Organism: Lasiodiplodia theobromae
Lineage: Eukaryota; Fungi; Ascomycota; Dothideomycetes; Botryosphaeriales; Botryosphaeriaceae
Product: Tsa family thioredoxin
Exons: 3
Coding region: 1-798 (265 amino acids)
Biological process (GO): cellular oxidant detoxification; cellular response to oxidative stress; cell redox homeostasis
Cellular component (GO): mitochondrion; cytosol
Molecular function (GO): thioredoxin peroxidase activity
Source: RefSeq, a predicted model, not a curated record
AUGGCUUCCUACCUUGGCCGCGCAGCUCCCCGCGCCUUCAACGCCUCUCUCCGUGCCACCGCUCGCCCGGCGCUGCGCUCCUCCGUCAACGUGCAGCGCCCUGCCGCUCCCCUCUUCCGCCGCUUCCUGCAGGUGCCCGCCGAGCAGCCGCGCCUGCGCCUGGGCUCCCUCGCUCCCAACUUCACGGCCAAGACGACACAGGGCGAGAUCGACUUCCACAAAUGGAUCGGUGACAGCUGGGCGAUCCUGUUCUCGCACCCGGCCGACUUCACGCCCGUCUGCACGACGGAGCUGGGCGCCUUCGCCAAGCUCAAGCCUGAGUUCGAGAAGCGCAAUGUCAAGAUGAUCGGUCUUAGCGCCGACGACCUCAAGUCGCACGAGGACUGGGUCGGUGACAUCAACGAGCUCAGCAACACGCAGCUCAGCUUCCCCAUCAUUGCCGACGCCGACCGCAAGGUCUCCUUCCUCUACGACAUGGUCACCGAGGACGACAUGCGCGACAUCCCCACCAAGGGCCUUCCCUUCACCAUCCGCUCCGUCUUCGUCAUCGACCCGGCCAAGAAGAUCCGCCUCAUGAUGAUCUACCCGGCCUCGACCGGCCGCAACAGCGCCGAGGUCCUGCGCGUCAUCGACUCGCUGCAGCUCGGCGACAAGAAGGGCGUCGUCACCCCCAUCGACUGGAACCAGGGCGAGGAUGUCAUCGUGCCUCCCAGCGUCAGCACUGCCGACGCCCAGAAGAAGUUUGGUAAUGUCAGGGAGCUCAAGCCGUACCUGCGCUACACCAACGUUGGCAAAUAG